This is a messenger RNA of Durio zibethinus, 1279 nucleotides long. Its product is annotated as protein VACUOLELESS GAMETOPHYTES-like. NCBI's taxonomy places the organism in Eukaryota, Viridiplantae, Streptophyta, Magnoliopsida, Malvales, Malvaceae. The record is from RefSeq and is a predicted model, not a curated record.
AUUAAAACCCCAAUGGAAAUAGUAUCAACUUUUCCAGCAUAAAUAUUCUCCAUCAAUCAUUCCAGAUUGCACCACUAGAAACAUGAGCAUAAAGAUGAUGAGCAACACACCCUCCUUGAAGAAGACCAAUUGAAUUCCCUUAAAACACAAGUCCUCAAAUUCCAUGGAUCAACCUCAUCAUCAUCAUCAACGAAUUAGUACAGUUGGAGGCAGGAGGUCUCUUCAUCAGGUAGAAUUCCCAACCUCCCUUGUGGUUCCCCAGCUGGGGGAUGAAAUCUUCCAUGUGGCUCACCCGCAACACCCCAUCUCCCAAACUCACCUGCCUGACCUCUUCACCUGCUCCGCCUGCAAGGAGUAUGGCGCCGGCGAGCGCUUCACUUGCAAUGACUGUGACUAUCAGCUCCACGAUUUCUGCGCCUUCGCUCCUCCAGCUCUUAAGAGACAUCCCAUCCACCCCCUUCACAAGAUCAUAUUCUUUCCAAAACCUGUUAAAGGUGGAAUAUUGAAAUCGAGGUGCGAUAUCUGUGCCAAGCCCACCAUGGGAUGCGUUUUCAGAUGCACCGUCUGCAGUUUCCAGAUGCACCCAUGCUGUGCAAUGUUGUCAACCGAAAUCAACAUUUCAGUCCAUCCACACACUCUAAGGCUCUUGCCCAUGCCCGGCCAAUCUUCGAAUGGGGACCCAGCCGGCUUUGUCUGUGACGAGUGCAAUCGGAGGAGAUCAGGGAGAGUGUACCAGUGCACCAUCUGUGAUUAUCAUCUCCAUACAGUUUGUGCUAAGAACAUGGUGAAUGGACUUCAAGCCAAUGGGAUCAAAGGCACGGGUAAGCCGAGCAUGCUGGGGACUGUAGUUAGGCUUGCUUCUCAAGUGGUGAUUGAAUUCAUUGGAGGGCUGAUUGAAGGGCUUGGAGAAGGUGUUGGACAGGUGCUGAUUCAAACAGCUGCUAGAGGAAAGGUGCUACAUUAAUAGAUCAGGAGCUACAACUGCAUAAAACGUUUGUUAAUUAAGCUAUAUAUUGUUUGUAUGUUUAACAGUAGAUAUGGGAGCUUGAGUUAUAGUUUGAAGAUAGGGAAGUGUUGCAGCAAUUGGAAUAUACAUACAUCUCUGAUUGAUUGUGUUAAGAAUUAUUUCAAUUAAAUGACAGUAAUGUUUUCUGUAAAUUACUUUGUAUAUCCAAUAUAAUUUAGCAUUGUUGCUUACUGUGUAGGAGUUUGAAUCGAUGUGGAAAUUUUUGUUUUUUUAAUUUGCGAAGGGAAAUACAAACAUGUUUUUUGAGCAAAA